AUGAAUGAGUUUGAGCUUUCAUACAAUGGAACUCCUUUCAUAAUCAAUCCUGAGGCUUUUUGCAUGUCUUCAACGAUCUUUAGUCAGAUCUAUGAUACUACUAUCCCUAGUAUGGUUAUUACAAAUGACUAUCCUCUCGAUGUUUUCAGAACAUUUUUGAUGGCCGUUCAGAAUCUCGAUUAUACUAUUGAUGAACACAAUGUCGAAGAUCUUCUUAGGCUUGGAACAGAAUGGGGUGUCCAAUCUCUUGUUAAUGAGGUUAACAAAUUCUUAACGCUCCAUUCCGUCCAAAACUCGGCUACAAUUCUCAUAGACAACUAUGAAAAAGGUGUACCAACCGCAGAGCUCGAGCUUUUCUGCGCAAAGGACUUUAAUAAUGUUUACGCAUCUGAAGCCUUCAUUAAGAUGCCAAUUGUCUUACUAAGAAGCGUUCUUGCCCAUGUAUUCGAAAACAGAGUCGAAUGGAAGGUAGAUGACAUCAAACUCGCUAUAGCUGUUAAAGAAAUUCUUAAAGUACACGGAGCUAACAUUUCAGAGUUCUUUGAGAAGCUUGAUUUCAACCAAAUCCCAUCAAUCGUCUUUUACACCCUCAUGGACAGCGAAUUCUUCAACAAAGAAAACGUUGCCGAUCAAAUCUUCGAAGCAACGAAGAAAUUGCUUGCUUCUCUCAAGUCCAACCGUAUUGAAUCAGAGAAAGAGCUCAAGAAUGCUAAUGUUCUCGUCAGUUCUACUCAGAAUAAACUCGAAAAUCUGAAAGUCGAAGUUCAGAAGGCCGCUGAGAGCAUUGACAAGAUAAACGAUGAAGCAGCAACAAAUGAGAACUACGUCAAGGCCAUUAAAGAGAGAACAGAGCAAAUGGAGAAAAUUUUGAGGGAUCAUGGCGAAAGACCACCACCAAAGAACAAGUCAAAGGGCCAGAAGUCACCAAGGGAUGUCCAAAAGCCACAAAACAAGGCUCCUAACAACCAACAGCAAAAACCACAAAAAUCUCAAAAACAAGACAACAAAUUCGCUCCAUAUUAUGCACCACAAGAACCUACUCAAGCAUCAGCUCCAUCACAAACCAACGAAAACAAGUACGCUCCACUUAGACAGAACCAAAUCCAACAAAAUCCACAGAAUCAGAACCAAAACCACCCACAACAGAACAAGGCAAAGAAGAACAAGAACCAGAAUAAGAAGAAGAACCAAAAUGACUCGAAAUUCGCUGUUUACAGACCUCCAUCAAACCAACAACCUUCUACGGAUGCAAAAGACACCCAGCAAGAACAAACAACCGAAACUAAAGAACAGCAACCAAAUAACGAAGCUCCUGCACCUCAACAAGAACAACCAAAUAAAGAGGAAGUUUCCUCCCAACAAAAUGCAGAGGUUGCUCCCCCUCAACAAGAGGAACCUCAUAAUGAAGUUGCUCCCCCUCAAGAAAAAGAGGAAGUUCCCCCUCAACAGCCAAAUGAAGAAGUUGCUCCACAGCAACAGGAUAAUGAUGCGGCUGCACCUCAACAAGAUCAAACAACAGAAGCGAAUGAAACAAAUUAA
Trichomonas vaginalis G3 is the source of this 1539-nucleotide messenger RNA. RefSeq lists its product as uncharacterized. The record is from RefSeq and is a predicted model, not a curated record. The transcript has a single exon. The coding region runs from base 1 to 1539 and encodes 512 amino acids. NCBI's taxonomy places the organism in Eukaryota, Parabasalia, Trichomonadida, Trichomonadidae.